AUGUCUUUUAAUUCAAUUCCUGUCAUAGAUUUAGAAGAAGCAUUCGAUUCGGGCCUUAAAUCACAGUUCCUCGAAAAACUGCGGUAUGCUCUUAUAGAUGUUGGUUUCCUGCUUCUAGUAAACCACGAGAGAUAUGGCCCUUCUCAAAGAGAUUUUGCAGACAUUAAGGAACAAGCAAUUGAUUUCUUCAAUCUACCAGAGCACGCCAAACAAUCCUGUGAAAUGAUCAAGUCUCCACAUUUUCUAGGAUACAGCAGGUUGGGCAAUGAGAUAACCGCUGGGAGGUCUGAUCACCGUGAGCAAAUUGACUUAGCAACCGAACUCCCACCACCUAGGGAGGGUGAGCCUUUGUAUAAGCAAAUUGAAGGCCCCAAUUUAUGGCCAGACGAGAAACAUGCCCCAAAAUUUAGGCCAGUAGUUACUAGCUACAUUGCUAAGAUGACAAAACUUGCGACUACUUUCAGAAGACUUGUAUGUGAGGCCAUUGGACUACCUCCUGAUAGCCUUGACUCUUAUUUCAAGGAAAACCAGCAAUGCAAGAUGAAGCUGAUUGCAUAUCCAGAUAUUCCUCAAGAAAAUGAAAGCGAUUUUAACCAAGGGGUUGGGCCUCACCGUGAUUCUGAUUUUUUAACUUACAUAUUUCAGGCAUCGCAACAUAGUGGUUCUUUACAAGUACAAAACUUUCAAGGGAAGUGGGUAGCUAUAGAUAAUGUUCCCGGGUCCCUGGUAGUGAAUGUGGGGCAAACUCUCGAAGCAUUGACUAACGGUGUGUGUAAAGCUACUAUUCAUCGGGUUGCUAACCCUGAUUCGGGUUUGGGGACACGGUUGUCCAUUCCAUUUUUCCAAACCAUAGAUUUGGAUUCUCGCAAGAGCAUAGUGGCUGACAUACCAUCCAACAUUCUGCAGCUCAGGGAUACACGGGAUAAGCUAAUUACCGAUUGGGGGGUUGAUGUCGGAUUCCAAUUCUCUCCGGACAUGAGCAAAAACCCAGUUGGGUAUGCCGUCUUUCGAAAUAGAAUCAAGUCGCACCAGGAUGUAGCCGCGAAAUGGUACCCGCAAGUUCUAGAGCAGGUGCUAACAGAGUAUUCUGCUUAA
This is a messenger RNA of Torulaspora delbrueckii, 1095 nucleotides long. RefSeq names its product isopenicillin N synthase family dioxygenase. Bases 1 to 1095 code for a protein of 364 amino acids. The transcript has a single exon. NCBI's taxonomy places the organism in Eukaryota, Fungi, Ascomycota, Saccharomycetes, Saccharomycetales, Saccharomycetaceae. The record is from RefSeq and is a predicted model, not a curated record.